Molecule: messenger RNA, 2427 nt
Organism: Engraulis encrasicolus (European anchovy)
Lineage: Eukaryota; Metazoa; Chordata; Actinopteri; Clupeiformes; Engraulidae
Product: protocadherin alpha-C2-like
Exons: 1
Coding region: 1-2427 (808 amino acids)
Biological process (GO): homophilic cell-cell adhesion
Cellular component (GO): plasma membrane
Molecular function (GO): calcium ion binding
Source: RefSeq, a predicted model, not a curated record
AUGGAGUGUCACAAAUUCGCGCAUCGGCGAAGGGGGUAUGUGUCUGCUCUCUUUAUCUUCAUCGCUUUUCUAAAUUCCGCAUUUGGCGUUACUCAUUAUUCCAUACCCGAGGAGAUGGAAAUAGGUACCGUUGUUGCAAAUCUGGCUGCUGAUUUGAAUAUUGACGUGAAAACGCUGAACCGGAGGAAAAUUCGCGUCGAUAAUAUUGCUAACAAGAAAUAUCUCGACAUAAACAAAGACACAGGAGAGCUCUUCAUUUUGGAGAGAAUAGACAGGGAAUAUCUCUGUAAUACAAAAUCUUCUCCAUGUGUGCUGAAACUAGAUGCCUCAAUUGAAAAUCCUGUACGGAUGUUUAACAUUGAAGUGGAAAUCACAGAUAUUAAUGACAAUGCGCCACAGUUUCGACGAGAUACUAUGCAUCUGGACAUAUCUGAGUCCACUCCAGCAGGGGAACGAUUCUCUUUGACCAAUGCUGUGGAUGCCGACAUAGGGGCGAAUUCCAUCAAGACCUAUUAUCUUAGCGAGAGCGAACAUUUCAACAUAGAGAUACAAGUUGGGCGAGACGGAUCAAAGUUCCCGGACCUCAUCUUAAAGAAGGCACUUGAUCGCGAAGAGCAAAGUGUUCAUCAUUUAAUACUCACUGCUGUGGACGGAGGGAUACCCGCACGAUCUGGGACAGCCAGCAUUAUCAUCAGGGUUUUAGACACAAAUGACAAUGCACCAAAGUUUGAUAAGGAAAGCUACACAAUUGAACUACCAGAAAACUCCCCCAUUGGCAGUCUGGUUGUGAAACUAAAUGCAACAGACCAGGAUGAAGGCUCCAAUGCCGAGAUAACGUACCUAUUCAGCUUGUACACAUCCGAGAAAACACAACAAACAUUCUCUUUAAAUCCUGAUACCGGUGAGAUCAGAGUGAAAGACAUGAUAAAUUAUGAGGAUUUUAAGAUUUACGACAUGGAGGUAGUAGCGAAGGACAAGGGCACUAACUCUUUGUCAGAGAAGUGUAAACUAACCAUAUUAAUCACUGACAUGAAUGACAAUCAUCCCGAAAUUUCUGUCAAAUCAUUUCAAAGUACAGUGAAGGAAGAUGUUGAGUUGAACACAAUCAUAGCUAUUGUAAGUGUUAGUGACAAGGACUCUGGCGAUAAUGGUGUUGUGGAUAUUAAAAUUAAUGAUAAAUUGCCAUUUGCUCUGAAAGAAUCUUCAGAUAACUACUAUGAAUUAUUAGUGGCAAAGCCUUUGGACCGAGAAAAGGUACCUGAGUAUGAAAUAACUUUCACAGUGACUGAUAGAGGGACGCCACCGUUGUCUGACAACGAAACUAUAACUUUGGAACUUCUUGAUGUUAACGAUAAUGUCCCAAAAUUUAAUCAAACAUUCUACACAAUACCAGUGACGGAGAAUAACGCACCUGGAGCACUGCUGGCUUUAAUUACAGCUGUGGAUCCUGACCUGCAUGAAAAUCAAUACUUGGUUUAUUUCAUCAUUGAAAAAGAAAUAGCAAAUACCUCCAUGUCCAUGCUAUUCUCCAUUAACCCAGAGAAUGGUCAUCUUUACGCACUGAAGACGUUUGACUAUGAAAUAGAGAAGGAGUUUCUUUUCCAUGUUGAGGCUAGGGAUUCGGGUGUCCCUCCACUUAGCAGUAACGUCACAGUCCACAUCAUCAUCAAGGACCAAAAUGACAACACUCCCGUUAUAGUGGCUCCAUGGCGUGCGCACGGAUCUGUCGUGGAGGAGAAAAUCCCACGCUCCACCGACAAGGGCGCACUGGUUGCUAAAGUGAUAGCAAUUGACACAGACUCUGUGCACAACUCCAGAAUCACAUACCAGUUUUUACAAAAUACCGAUGCUACAUUAUUCAGCCUGGAUCAGUACAAUGGAGAGAUCCGAACCAUGAGGAUGUUCAGCUACAGAGACGCGCGUCACCAGCGCUUAGUGGUGAUCGCCAAGGACAAUGGAGAGCCUGCGCUCUCUGCCACUGUGACCAUCAAACUCUCCACGGUGGAGACCGCCAUGAAGUCCUACUCUGACAUGACUGAAGUUCCAAUAGAGUACGACAUAUUUUCGGACUUGAAUCUCUAUCUGGUGAUUGGACUGGGCUCAGUGUCGUUCCUGCUACUCAUCACCAUUCUGGUCACCAUCGUGCUGAAGUGUCAGAAACCGAAGCCCAGUAAAUCACUUCCUCCAAGCAGGAACAGCGUGGCCAGUAGCGUGGACAGGAACUCAGGCUUUGCAGACUCCACUCUGGUCUCCAAUGACGCCUACUGGUACAGUAUGUUCCUGGCGGAGACCCGUAAAGGGAAGCUGGUUGUGCGCCAACCGGCGCCAAAGGGGCAGCGAUACAUCGUAUCCAGCUUGCCAAGAAGUAUAGGUCUGACUGAGACGAGUGGUUCAGCUACUUCAACGCUACAGGUAAGACUACAGUGA